GACGUCGAUCACUAUAAUUCGUACGUCGGACGAAAUCGAAACGAAUCCUCUCUAGUCACGAAUCCGAAUCACUGUAGCCAGGCUCAUCAGAGCAUCGAUUCAUUCGCCUCGGUCUGACGAUCGAUAACAUCCAAAGUCAUCAUAAGCGCUCAUCACAAGAUGGCCCGGGAGGAGGGGCCGCUACUCAAUCGAUUACUAAAUGCCAAUUCCAUCCUCGAACAGACGGCAGCUUUGCGGACGUUGAAGCAUGAGAUAAUCGGUCAUGAUCAGAGGAAAGAAAGAUGGGUCAAUUCAGGCAUUGUGUCGAUAUUAUCACGGAUUCUGGAAUGCUCGUCACGGGAUGAAUAUGAUUCCAGCAAGGAAGUCAUGUCCGAUGGACAACGGGAUGGAGAAUCAUCAAGAGGGCAGAAUAAUAAUUGUAGGAGCACUAGGUCGAUGACUGAGGAGCAGGAACUUUGCUUGCAGGCUGUCAUUAUAAUAGGCAGCUUGGCCCAAGGUGGUCCUGCUUUUCUCUCGCCUAUUAUGUCCAGCGAAGCCAUUCCUUCUAUGCUUGCCAUUAUCUCGUCACCUAAUUGCCCACAGUCACUUACAGUCGCCAUUCUCAAAACGCUAAGCAACAUUGCGGAUCGAUAUCCCCUUCAGAAUAUAAACUGGCCUCAAGACAACCGACUAGCAGAAAUUCUGUUUACUCCAGAUACUAUUUCAUGUUUUGCUCGUAUAAUUGCUCAGAGCUCAUCUUUCUCGGCAACACAGACAUGUGCAACUCUUGCCGCGAAUAUCAUUGCUAGACUAUGCACAGAAGAAACUCAUAAGGCCGCUCUUGCAGAAUUUGGUAUCUUGGACGCUUUGGCUCUGAAAAUUGCCUCAUUCGUUGUGGCCCAGGGAUUUGUACUACCCGGUGCAGAGAAUCAUCUAGGGGAAGAUGGAGCAUUGCCAACACUUCCACAGCCAGCUCCACCAGCAGCCAAGUUGGGACCAAUCCUGCGGGCGACUUCGGUCAUUGUUGAGAAUUCGAAGUGGCGUGCAGAACAUUUUCUUUCGUCUCCGGGUAUUGUCACAGUGUUUCCGGGACGUCUACCGGAAUUCUCACCAGCGGAUAUCAAGAAGAAUCCAUGGGGAAUGCCAUAUCUGUCAGGGUCAGCCGUUCCUCGCCAAAAUCAUACAAAUCCUAUGGAUUCUCUGCUACCUGUUGUCCCCCUGGCGCAAAGCAGCGCCUCUACGAAUUUUCCACCUCUGGUCCCUAUAGGAUCAUUUCAUAAGCGCUCCCUCUCAUUCCUGGAAGCGCCUUCGUACGACGAAGAUGAGAGUGCUCUUGUACCUUGGCUUUUCCACAUGGUCAGAACAGAGAAUGGAAUGUCUCGCGUGAUGGCAGCUCGUCUUGUUACGGGGUUUUUCAGACUUGGACUAGCGAGAAAACAUCGGAUUCCCAUGUUCAACUACCUAGUAACUCCUUUACUACUGAGAAUGCUUGAUAAGGAUUAUGACUUCAGGGACGAUUCGGAUCCUGACUACGAUGGUAUGAUUCCAACAGCUCUUGCUUUGAAAGAGGAAGUGCCGUCUAUCAUCGCUAUAUUGGUCAUGGACACGCAAGAAUUACAAAAACAUGCCGUCGAAGCAAAUGCUAUCAAAAUACUCUCUCAACUACUUAAAGAAACAUACAACCCUCGUCCUGAUAAUGGUAAGCCCAUGUGGUACGCCGAAAGCAAAGACAAAGAUACGGUGUCUGCGGUACCAGCUACUCUUAAACUAGGACCAGUUGGCUACAGCCCAAUGACGUGCCACAUCAUGCGAUAUCGAGAAGGUAUCCUACGCGCAUUGGCAGCGCUUGCGCCAUUUAGGGAUGAAUAUCGAAAGGCAAUAUGCGAGAACGGAGUUGUCCCGUAUAUAAUCGACUCUCUCAAACCACGGCCACCAUUAGAUGCACAGGACACCAGAGGCACAAAGAAUACCGCUGCAGAUGGCAACUCUAUACCCACUUUACUCGCUGCAUGUGGUGCCGCUCGAGCUCUUACGCGUUCCGUUAGUGUGCUCAGGACAAGCCUAAUCGAUGCCGGGGUGGCAACCCCUCUUUUUGAAUUGAUCAAGCAUCCGGAUAUUGAGGUACAAAUAGCAGCAACGUCGGUGAUAUGCAACAUUGCAUUGGAUUUCAGUCCUAUGAAAGAGGCAAUCAUCUCUGCUGGUAUCCUUCCUAUUCUGUGUGAUCAUGCACACUCCAAUAAUACUAAACUCCGCUUGGAGUCACUUUGGGCUCUUAAACACAUUGCAUAUAAUUCAACAAACGACAUCAAAAACAAGAUCGUGGUUGGUCUUGGUGCCUCGUGGCUAGCAGAAUUAAUGUCAAUCGAUCCUACCAGUAGAAGAAAUCUUGCGGCUGAUUUCAAGCCUGGGACGCUUAUGGGCAUGGGAACUUCUAACUCAGCAGGUGAAAAGGUUGAUUUGCUCAAUCCAAUGGAGGACGUAACGAGAGGGGAAGAGGCAAGGGACAGUCCGUUGGCGAGCGACAGUACUAGUUUCGACGCUCUUCUUACGGAUCCAAACCGACGGAAGAAACUGGCCAUGAGCGGGGAGAUUGAUCAAACAAGGCAGGCAAGACAGGACGAUAUCGCCGUACAAGAACAAGCUUUGGAUUUGGUCCGUAACAUCAUGUGCGGUAACGGUGCCGCGGAAGUCGUUGACUUCCUUCUGGACGAAAUCGGUCAAGAUGAGUUUCUUAACAUAUUAGCAGAAAAGAUGCGACCAAGACCAAAUCCCACUCGACGCGACACAGCAGCCAAUCCACCGCCGCCACCGAUGCCAGCCGAAAUUCUCGUUGCAGUGACCUAUGUACUCGUCAAUCUUACAGCGGGCCCACCAAAACACCGAGAUCUCCUGUUUACGCACCGCGAGCUACUCAAGAAUCUGAUGUGGUUAUUCGAGCAUCCCAACCGCGCCGUCCGAGUGAACUGCGUCUGGGUAGUGAUCAACCUGACAUUCGAAGACGACCAAAGCGGCCGUCAAGCCUCGUACGAACGAGCCGUAAAACUCAAAUCGUUGGGCGUGAUAGAUCGACUUCGCAGCGUCGAGGAGGACUCCGAUUUGGAUGUGAGAGAACGAACAAAAACAGCUCUUCAUCAAAUUCGCCAAUAUAUGAAUGCAUAGAUUUUUUUUUCUUUUGGUUGGCGACUACGUACCUUCAUCCUGUUUUACUAUAAUAUGCAUUAUUCGUUCGUGUACAUGUGAAGAUAUAUGUCUUAUGGAAUCGUUGGUAUAGUUCAUUCUUUGCAUUGACAAAUUUUGGCAUUCGGUGAGCGAGGUUAGU
Messenger RNA from Talaromyces stipitatus ATCC 10500, 3298 nucleotides. Its product is annotated as armadillo repeat protein. Gene Ontology annotation, molecular function: protein binding. The record is from RefSeq and is a predicted model, not a curated record. Gene Ontology annotation, cellular component: GID complex. NCBI's taxonomy places the organism in Eukaryota, Fungi, Ascomycota, Eurotiomycetes, Eurotiales, Trichocomaceae. The coding region runs from base 160 to 3138 and encodes 992 amino acids. The transcript has 3 exons. Gene Ontology annotation, biological process: proteasome-mediated ubiquitin-dependent protein catabolic process.